This is a messenger RNA of Porites evermanni, 2972 nucleotides long. NCBI's taxonomy places the organism in Eukaryota, Metazoa, Cnidaria, Anthozoa, Scleractinia, Poritidae. The record is from the annotation of a GenBank genome assembly.
AUGCAUGCUCAUUUUGAAAAACUCAGUGAUCGACAGAUCAAAAAAGCUAGGGCCCACGCGAAGACUAUCGGUGCUGGAUUGGUCUUAGAGAAAGGUCCCUUCCAUAGAACCCGUAUCGAUUUGAUGAGGCUGAAUCAUUUUCUUUCAUUUGCUGACCAACCAUAUUUUUACCAGGAUGUUUCUUACGGGACUCGGACUUUGAAACUAGAUUCCGGGGAGCAGUUAAUCAUGCCCAACGUUGUGAGAACCGUCGCUAGGUCAACAAUGAUAGCACAAUAUUUCAGACACUGCCACGAGGAAGGAUUCGAACCACUUGGGCGAUCGACGUUGUUUCAGAUUUUGAAAGUAAGGGAAGCAUCUCAACGGAAAUCGUUACAAGGGCUGGACAACAUCGCAGCAAGUGGGGCAGACGGCUUCGAUGCUUUCAACAAAAUUGUUGACGACCUGGAGCAAAGCGGAUCACGACCGGAAUGGUGUGAAGCAACACGAAAGGAACUGAAAGAAGGGAAGCGCUACCUUAAAACAGAAUACCGCGCGCACUGUCGAGAAAACGAGAGCCCGUGUCCAGACCAUUGUAGGCGUUAUGCUCUCAGUGAUCCCCAAAGCUCUGAUUUUCAGGCUUCUUGCAACCACGAACACUGUACACAAUGUCACCAAUGUGAAACUCUGAAGAACGCAAUGAUGUCCAUCUUGUCAGAGAUUGAGUCACCAGAAAUCAGCUUGUAUGGAAAUGAACAAAAGGAAGACCUGCUGUACGAUGCCAAACAGGCACAGGAUAUGGUGCUCCAAUGGAAGGCGCAUAUUCUUCGGGCAGAGAAUCAAGACCAAGCUAAACAAAAUGUGCUCAAGUCUCUGCAAAGUGACUCCAUACUAGUACUAAUGGAUUGGGCGAUGAAAUUCAACCAGAUGAGGUACCGAGAGAAACAAGCUGAAUGGUACGGAAAACGAGGAAUUAGCUGGCACGUUAGCUGCAUUAUCUCGAAGCCUGAAGAGGGUCACGAUCUAGAGAUAGUUUCGUACGUCCAUCUCUUGAAUAGUUGUGCCCAGGACUGGUACGCAGUGUGUGCAAUCCUGACGCACCUACUAACGACUGUCAAAGCUGUACGGCCGUACGUCAAUACGGCCUACCUUCGUUCAGAUGGUGCUGGGUGCUACCAUAAUAAUAACUUAAUAGCAGCUGUAAGCGACAUUGGCAAGCAGGUUGGAAUACGAGUGCUGAGGUAUUUCGAUUUUUUGGCAUUUCUGUACCUGAUUUUUCACAGUGACUUCUAAAUCGACAAUACUUCCUUUAGAAAAAUGAUCAUUGCUUAAGAAAGUAAGAAUUCUCAAAAACAUUGGUUACAUUUGUUAGCCGAAGAUGACCACAAUUUGAUUUGAAUCCCCGUCAUUGAGUUAGUUGUGUACUGAAAGUUCCCCAAUAAAUCCUGGGAUAUACACAGGAACUACUGGGUGAUUUCGCCCCGUUCCACCCACCCCCCCCCCUCCCCCCUUCGUGAGCUCUUUUCAAUGGCGUUUCCUGGAAUCCUUUCCUGAUUAUUGCAAAUUAUUUUAAUCUUAAUAAACUACAGAUCCGAUUAAGAUCCUAAAGUAAUAUAUAUAAAGUUAUAUAAAGUUAUAAGCAAAUGGUAGGGAGACAAUGUCAAUGUAAUUUCUGCAAAAAGGCUCCCCUUUAACACUACCUGCAAGCUCAUUUAACCGUACUGAACAAUAACCGACUAUCAUGGAGGCUUUAAAUCAGCUCAAAGCCGAUGUUUCGCCUUACUCAGAUGAUAAUGAUUGAUAUUUUGCACCCAAAAGAAUGUGAUAUAUCUAUCACAUUUUCUUUUCGUAGGUAUGACUUCUCCGAGCCACAAUUUGGCAAGGAUGUUUGUGAUAGAAUCAUUAGCCCAUUAAAAGGCGCACUUCGAAGAUACUGCGACGAGGGCCACGAUAUUUUGACCGCCUCAGACAUGUAUCAGGCACUGCAAGCCAGACAGGUAAAGGGAACCACCGCAGUGGUGUGCGAAAUAGAUCGCAGCCAAAGUAUUAAAGUUGACCGCAUUAGCAACUUCAGUGCAUUUCAUAAUUUUUCUUAUGGAGCCGAUGGUGUUCGCAUCUCAAAAGCCUAUGAAAUUGGCCCAGGAAAAUUGAUACCAUGGUCGCAGCUCAACGUUCAGGGUCAAGGUCUCAUAUACGUAAACGAAGUUAGCGAGCAAGGCUUCUUUGCUGUUACGCCCAGGCGAAUGAAACUAUCAGUGGGUGGGAUACAGGACUCAGAGAAAGAGGCAGCGUUGUUUGAAUGCAAAGAGCCUGGCUGUUCCUCCGUUUUUACAACGUUUGAUGAGCUGCAAGAUCAUAUUCACUUUGGAGGACACGUUUCGAGUCUUCGAGAGAAUCACGAAAGCGUGUACGAUCGAUUACGCCGAGACUGGGCACUCAAGUUCUCAACGAUGUCCAUUGAUUCCAGACAGAAAUUGCCGCCAUCCGAGCAACCUCCAAAAUCUCCUAGUGGUGUUUGCAAAUUCGAAGCCAGCGGAUGGACCCUGCAGAAGCCAAGGGGAGGUGGGACAAGGUUUAGCGAGAAAGUCAAGUCUUACCUCACAGCACGAUUUGAUGUUGGCACGCAAACAGGCAGGAAAUCAGAUCCUUCUCAGGUCGCAACGGACAUGAGAACGACCAGAAACGCAGAUGGUUCAAGAAAGUUUUCCAGAGACGAAUGGCUCACGAAGGGACAAGUUCAAUCGUUCUUUUCCAGACUGUCUCCAAUCAGCAGGAAAAGAGGGGUGACCAGAGCCGAGAAUGUCGAAAGUGAUGACGAAGGAGAUCUGCUCUUGCAUGAAGAAAUGGCGUGUCUUAUUGAUGAACAUAGAGACAAGGAGGUUGAAGAUAUUUUCAAGGAGAUGGGCGUAAUGCAUCCUAUCAUGUACGAUGGCUAUGAUAAUGUGAGCAGACCAAACAAGAAGGACUCUCAAAAUUCAACGUCAAAACACUGA